GCAGAGAGAGGCAAAAGAGAGAGCAGAGAGAGCGAUGCUGGAGAGGCAGGUGACGCAAUUGGAAUCGGAAGUGUCGAGAUUGCGAUCAGACGUGCAGAGGGAGAGGAGCAGCAGGAGAAGGAGGUGGAAGAGGGCGAGGUAUGAUGAGGUGGUGGCGCUGGGGGAGGAGGGAUCGGCGGUAAAGGAUGCAGAGGAAGCGUUUAGCCAGUCAGCCGAGCGACUCUCCGCUCAUCAAGCCGACGUCGACAUCGAACAGCUGUUGGCACAAGCGGACGACGCUGCAAUGUGAGUCUCGUUGGCGAGGGAGGGCGUGAAUUGCACGCCUUGCCAUGGCUCACCCGCACACAUCGCCCCCAUCUCCUUGCUGCCGCCCCAGCACGUCCAUCUUGACCAGCUCGCCUCUCGCGCUUCUGAGCCUCUUGGGUCCCUCUGCCAAACCGCACGCGCAUGCGAUAGGGCUGGCGAGCAGCAGCGCAUCGUACAGCAUUCUCGGUCCGCCUGUCCAAGCCGGAGGUGUGCCGCUAAGCGAUGCAGGCGAUGAUGUCCAAACGAGAUUGGAAAAGACCAAAGAAGCGCUCAAAGCGCAAAGCGACUUUGCUCGCAUCGCACUGAUCAGCGUGCAGACUGCAGACAUUAGUCCCAAGCAGCGUUCUCUGGAUAUAGAGUAUCGUUUGCCCUUGGCGCGCACAAAGUCGUCGUCGCCCAGUCGGUCCAGCCGCGGGCUCAAACUGCGCUUGGACAUCGCAGACGCUCAAAGCCGGCGGCCGCAGGUGACGAAAAUGUCCAUCUUGACGCUCGACAGAUCCAUCAGAGCCAGUCUGGGCGACGACGUCUUGCGGAUAUGGGAGAGCAGCGGCAACGUCGUAGCCCUCUUGAUCGCUCUCAGGACAAGGGUGGGCUUGGUGGAUGCGCGAAGUGCCUUGUUCGAUUCUCUCUCCAAUGCGAGACCUGAGCUGGUCAAGCGGAGUGGCAGGAGGGAGGAAGAGAGGUUGAUCUUUACUGGCGCAAAAGACGGCCAACUCAUCCUCCAUUUCCGAAUCGAACAUUCUCGACACGGAGUAGCGUCAGCUGUAGUGUCGCUGGACCCAGUCUUGCCUUUUGGUGUGCGAGGAAGCGCUUCAAAGAAUCUCCUACAGGCUUUGCCGGACAUGUUCAGAGAGUUGCUGGAUGCAGCCCCGCCCGGUCCGGAUAGGAUACUGCAGUCUGUGCUCGCAGUGGUGGACGCAUUCUUCGACCAGCACUGAGGGGGCAGCCCAUCAAGCCGCCCAUUUCGAAUACCCCACUGCCAACGCGCUGGGCCCGCUGGCCCCGCUGGCCCCGCUCUUUUUUCUUUCAUUUUGUUCCCCCACCAGCGCGCCUCGAGGAUGAAUCGAAUCGAGUCAAAUCCGACGUGCCCUUGACGAUCGAAGAGCUUUUGCGCGAUGCAGCGAACGC
Molecule: messenger RNA, 1434 nt
Organism: Ceraceosorus guamensis
Lineage: Eukaryota; Fungi; Basidiomycota; Exobasidiomycetes; Ceraceosorales; Ceraceosoraceae
Exons: 4
Coding region: 330-1244 (304 amino acids)
Source: RefSeq, a predicted model, not a curated record